AUGAGCAGGAGAAGCGACGAGCCAUUUCUGGGCGUCGUCCCAUUUGGAAGGGAAGCUCCUCCGUGGGGGUUCAACGCCGGCGGCGGAGGAUUUCCUUCCGGCCGAGAAAGGAAACGACUUUACAAAAUCGGAGCUGGAGCUGGGACUGAAGAGCGUAGAAAUAGAGGAAUGCAGAAAGAUAGGCGGAACAGGGGCUCAAGCAAAUGUAGUGGGAGAGAUGGAGAAGGAGAAGAAUUGAAGAGUGGUUCCAAGAGCGGGAGACUGACUGUAGGUCUUCUGCUGGUCUGGUCCGGUCUUUAACAGUGAGUGGCAUGAAUCUUGGUGAAGGAAGGGAAAAGGAAAGGAAGGCGAAAAAGUUAGUCAGGCGUUGCUGCAUCAAAAACAGAGUAUUCAGUGACAGUGAAGUGAAGGCCGCUUUCUCUCUUUCUUUCUUCUGCAUUUGGGAACCCUAUUCAAAUU
Molecule: messenger RNA, 459 nt
Organism: Linum tenue
Lineage: Eukaryota; Viridiplantae; Streptophyta; Magnoliopsida; Malpighiales; Linaceae
Source: the annotation of a GenBank genome assembly